Molecule: messenger RNA, 5886 nt
Organism: Closterium sp. NIES-65
Lineage: Eukaryota; Viridiplantae; Streptophyta; Zygnematophyceae; Desmidiales; Closteriaceae
Source: the annotation of a GenBank genome assembly
AUGGACCAGCUCUUCGCGGCUGCUCUCGAGGAGAUCGCUCUUGAAGGCCGUGACGGCUGCUCCCUUACCGCGCUGCUGCGCCUGCUCUCCCCCACGUGCCAGCAGCUCCGCCUGCCCCUUCCCCUAGACCCCGCCUUCCGCCAGUUGCUCUUCUCCCGCCUCCUCCGCUGCCCCUCCCUCUCCCUCCUCUCCCAUCGCCCCCUCCCCGGCUUCGCUCCCUUAGAAGAGUCUGUUUUGGAUGGUUAUGGUGCAGGGGGAGGGGGAGGAGAGGAGGGAGGAGAGGAGGGAGGAGGCGGAGGAGGAGGAGGGGUAGGGCUGGGAAAGGCUUUAUCGGAAGCAGCAGCGGGGAGGGGGGAGGAUGAGUGUGGAAAUGAAGAUUCGGGAGGAAAGAAACAGAAACAAAACCAGAAGAAGAAACCUGGGAAGGAGAAGCCGGUGCGUAACCGCGACCUCAUGAUCGACACUCUGGAGCUUGUUGGCAAGACCAGGCGUGGCGGAGUGUCCCCGGCGCAGCGCAGGUGGCGAGGACGAUGCGGGCGCGGCGGGGUGUCUCAGGCGCAGCUGGCCAAGACAAUGCGGGCGCAGCUGGCCAAGACAAUGCGGGUGAAGAACAACAACUUCCACUACGUGGCACAACUGGCGAAGACAAUGCAGGUGAAGAACAACAACUUUCAUUACGUGCUGCGAUCGCUGGAAGCCAGAAACCUCAUUGCCAUGCACGCUGUCGUCACCCGCAACUCCCUCGCUCCCAACUCUGCUGCUGCUGCUGGUGCCACUGGUUCUGGUGGUGGUGGUGCUGCUGCCUCGCACGCGUGCCGUACCAAUAUGCUCUACCUGUCUCGCUUCUCACCCGCGAGCAUUACGGGGCAGGGGAACUACCACCUCCCACGUUCUGCUUCUGAAUCCGCUGCUGCUGCUGCUUGUGCUGCUGGAGAGCAGUUGGGCACGGGGGGAGGUGCAAGCGACAGGUGGGAAGCUGGUGCGGAGGCAGAGGCAUUUUUUAUGGCUGCAGCAGGAGGUGGGGCAGGUGGGGGAGGAGGGGGAGGAGGGGGAGGAGGGGGAGGAGGGGGAGGAGACAUGCAAUGGGGUGGAGGGAGAGAGGGGAGCGAGGGGAGAGGAGACGCAGGGCAAGGAGGGCGAGGGGGGCAAGGAGGAGGCGUGGGGGUUGGAGGAGAGAGUGGGGAUGGGAGCGUGCCGGGAGGGUCGGUGGUGCUGAGGGGAGUGGAUGAUGACGUGGCAGCGAUUUUGUCCAUAUGCGAGUACCUUUCUAACGUGCAGGGGCAGGUGGGUGCAGUGCUGCAGAGAGAACCAGCCUCACAUGGAGUUCCAAUGGAUCACGGUGUGACAUAUUCUUUCGUUGCCAUCCUUCCCGUUCCCCCUCUUCCCCCCAUCCGCCCCUCUUUAUGCUCCUUUCACCACCCUCUCAUGCGGAAUGACAUGACCCACCCUCCUUUCCUCCGCCCUCUCUAUGUUCCCGCUCUCCCCUCCUCCCCUGUUCGUUGUGCGUUGACUUUACUGUGCCCAUCAGGUGCUAGUCUGCAGUACCGCAUGGUGCAGGCAGGCAUCAUCCGCAUCUUCCAAGCCUAUGUGGACAGCAGGGUACGCCACCUGCUGCGCUCUCUCUCCCCUUUACUCUCUCCUCCUUCCUCUCUCCUCCUUCCUCUCUCUUCUUUGCCUGCCUGCCUGCCUGCCACACACACCUCUGAUCUCCUCCUGUUGAAGCAUAGCCUGGCUUUCGUACUUGCUACUCCUGGCGGGGGCGAUGGCGGGGGGCAUGACCACUGUCCCUCCUCCAUUUCUCCUCCACUCACACUCCCUGCGUCCCCCCUCCCUUCCCCCGCUCGUCCUUCCUUCCUGCGUCCCCUCUCCUCUUUCCCCCCCUGCCCCUUCACUUCCCCUCCCUUCCACCCUCCACUCCCUCCCUUUCUACCCUCCUUCACCGCGCAGCUGGCGGGGGCGAUGGCGGGGGUGGGCAAGAAGCGGUUCUACCGCAUAGUGCAGGACCUGCAGGAGAUGAAGCUCAUCACCGCCCAUGCCGAGAACCACCAGCGCAUGACCGUCUACCGCCUGCGUGCCCUGGGGCCCCCUCCUCCUCCUGCUGCUGCUGCUGCUGCUGCUGCUGCUGUUGCACCUCUGCUGCUGGGAGCAGCGGUGGGCGACGGAGGUGGCAGGGGGGGAGGAGGAGGAGAGGGAGGAGGGGGAGGGGGAGCGGGAGGAAGAGGAGGGGAAACAGGAGGAGUGGCAGCAGAAGCGGUGGGUGGGGUGGAUGAGGAGGAUGGAGGAGGGAGUGGAGAGGAUGGGAGGGAGGAGGAUGGGUUUGGAGCACUGGCUAUUGUGCCUUCUGCUACUGCUGUUGAGGGGUUUCCUGGGUACGUGGUGAAUUCUCUCAGGGAGGAGUGGAAGAGAGGGAAGGUAAGGGGAGUGGUGCAGGAGAAAAGAGAGGGAGGCCGCGAGGGAGAGGGAGAGGAAAGGGAGGUGCGGUUGAGGGAAGGGACGAGGAGAACGAGGCUGGUUGGGGGAAAGGAAGGGGUAGGGCAAGGGGUAGAGGGAGGGGGAGGGGGAAGAAUGAAGCAGGGGAAGACACAACAGCCGAAGGAGAGAUUGCUAGGCAAGGCAGAGGGAGAGGGAGAGGGAGAGGGAGGGGGAAAGGAAGGGGUAACGGAGUUGUGGUUGAGGAAAGUGAUGAGGAGGAAGCCGGUGAUAUGGGGACUGGUAAGGGGAGGGGGAGGGGGAGGGGGAGGGGGAGGGGGAGAGGGAGGGGAAAGGGGAGGGGGAGGGAGAAGGGAAAGGGGAGGGGGAGUGGGAUUGGGAUGGGCAGGGACAGUGGAGCUGCAGCAAGCGAGUGCUGUGGUGGCGAGAGCUGAUACGUCUGCGAGAGGGGAUGAAGAGCAGGCGGAUGUGGAGUCAAGAGCGUUGACGUUGACGGGGGAAGCAAUCCAAGUAGGGCAGGAGGGGCAUGUGGGAGAGUAUGUGGGAGAGUAUGUGAGAGAAGAUUCUGUGAUUGCGGUGGGGGAGGAGGAUUCUGUAGUUGCGUUGAAGUUUGAGGAUUCUGUGAUUGCACUGGAGGAGGAGGAGUGUGAGUUGGUUCUAGCUGCAGCAGUGGGUGAGGGAGAGGAUGAGAGAGGGAGGCACGGACGCAAGCGCAGGAAGAUUGAUUUUGGAGUGAAGGGGAAGGGAGAUGGUGAAACGGGAGAUGGUGACACGGGAGAUGGUGACACGGGAGAUGGUGACACGGGAGAUGGUGACACGGGAGAUGGGAAGCGGGAUGGGAAGGCGACAGCAGCAGCAGCGGCGGCAGUUAGAGGAGAGAGGACUAGAGCUGGCUCGUUGCUGGCUGCUGCUGCUGCAGCGGCAGCGGUUGAAGGGGCAGGGGCAGGUGAAGGGGCUGGCAUGGUAUCAGGGCAUCCUGCUACCUCCACCUUCCCUUCCCUGGACUGCCCUUCUCCCUCAUUCCCCUCCCCACACACAAACCUCGCCCAUGGUACUUCUCCUCCUUUCUCUCCUGCACCCGCUUCCCAUUCUCUCCUUCCUUCUCUUGCUUCUUCCACUCCUCCUCCCGCUCCCCUGUCUGCUGUCUCGCUCGCACUCGUAUCCCAGGGCCCUUCUAAGCCCAUCAUCUCAAGGGCCAAUCAGAUAGCGACGCGCUGGGAGCUGUACUGGCACAUGGUGGUGGCAGAGCUGGCCUUCCUCAACCCUCCCUUCCUCCCCCUCCCCUCCACCUCUCGUCCCCACCAGGCCAAUCAGAUAGCGAAACGGUGGGAACUAUACAGACACAUGGUGGCGGCAGAGCGGGCCUUCCGAGCCGCCACCAUGGAUCGCAAGACCCUCAACCGCAUUCUUGGGGCGUGCCCUGCUCAAGCGCAUGCUCCUCUCCGUGCCGGGCGUUUCCAGACGGCCAAUCAGAUAGCGACGCGGUGGGAGCUGUACAGGCACAUGGUGGCGGCAGAGCGGGCCUUCCGAGCCGCCACCAUGGAUCGCAAGACCCUCAACCGCAUUCUCGACGCCAUGCGUGCGCGCGCCCUGCUCAAGCGCAUGCUCCUCUCGGUGCCGGGGGUUUCCAAUGGCGGCCAGGCGCGCACUCUCGAGAUCGUGCUUUCCGGGAGCGCCGAUGCGAGCCCAGAGGCCCUUGCAGCGGUGAUUGCGCGGCAUCGGAGGCAGGAAAUGGAGAAUGCGAGGGGGGGCGCGGAUGUGAUGUGGGGGAAGAAGGCGGAGGGGAGAGGGGGUGGAGGAGGAGGAGUGGGAGGAGGAGGAGGAGGAGGAGGGGAAGGAGAGGGAGCAGGUGAAGGAGGAGGGGAUGGAGGGGACGAGCAGAAGCAGCAGACAAGAGGUGAUGGCAGGAUUGUUGUUGGUGCUGCUGGCAAUGCUGCUGCUGGCAGUGGUGCUGGUGGUGGUGGUGUUGGUGGUGAUGGUGGUGGUAACAGAGUAGGGACGCGGGCCAACAGAUAUAAGGUGCAUUCGUUUCAGGAGAUCAAGGCGAAGCGAGGGGCUGGGGAGGGCGAUGGUGAGGGCGAGGGUGAGGGUGGGGGGCGGGUGGCUAUACCAGUGCUGAACAACAUAGAGAGGCGGCUCUUGGGGCGACAGCUAGAUGCUGUGAGGAGGAGAGAGCAGCGCCUGGGUGUUGCUGCCUCUGUGCUGGUGCGAGACAGGUUAGGCGGAGGGGUGGAUGGGGGUGGGGUUGGGGAUGGGGAUACGAAGGUGGAUAUGGGGGAGGUGGGUAUUGAUGAUGUGAGUAUGGGGAGGAGUGGUGUGUUGGGGGGUGUGGGAGGUCAGGGGAAAGCAGGAGGGCAUGGUGUGAAAGAGGAGAGGGUUUCAUGGGUUGGGAUGGAGGCAGGGGAUGUUGCUGGUGCUCGUGCUGUUGCUGCAAGAGGCGGAAUCAGAGCGGCAGGAGGAGCGGGAGUAGCAGCGGGAGGAGCAGCGGCAGGAGCGGCAGGAGCUGUGCGGAGCGCAGCAGGAGGAGGAGCGGGAGAAGCUGCAGGGUCAUUGGCUCUGGGAGGAGGCGGAAGGCUUGUGAGGGGGUUGAGAGGGGACGAAGCAGAUGACAGGGUGGAUGGGGGUGUGGUCGGAAGGUUCCAGGGAAGGAGGUUGCGACAGGAUAGGGAGUUUGACGGGCAGGAGAGAGGGAAUUCGAUGGCGGAGAAGCAAGGAAAGCACAGGCAGCAGCAGCAGCAGGUGCAGAGGACCAGAGCGGUUCUAAGCGGUGGGAGAGCAGCAGAGAGAGAAGAGCGAGGAGAGGGAGCAGAUGGAGGAGAGGGAGGAGAGGGAGAAGAGGGAACAGUGGCAGCAGUGGGAGCAGUGCGAGGGGAGGUGGGGGAGGGAGGGGAGGAGGAUGCGGAGGCGGAGCUGUGGAGUGUGAGGAGGCGGUAUGGGUAUGUUCCAGCUAAGAUGGUGCGUGCGCGGCAACUGCACCUCUUCCUCUGGUCCCAUGUCAAGUCGAGGGACACAAACACAUUCGAGCCAAACCUAGAUUCCGACAGCACCCAGGGGUGCAAGUUUGACCUGGCUACGCUUGUGCACGCCAUGCCUCUGGAGUUGUUCCUUCAGAUUGUGGGUGCGAGUCAGGACAUCCCGUCUCUAACACCCCUGGCAUUGCAAGGCAAGCUGGUGCGGGACCUUCCGCCCUCGCUGCUGCAGACGCUAUUUGAUGCCUCAGCACGCAACCGCCUCUCACGCAUCUUCAACCUGCUACAACGCCUGCAGGUGGGUCUGAGGGGGCGAAGUUGGGUGCAGAUGGGUGGGGGUGGGUGCCCCUGGCGCUGCAGUGCAAGCUGGGAGACCAGCCGCCCUCCCUCCUGCACAUGCCUCGGCACGCAACCGCCUCUCACGCAUCCUCAACCUGCUGCAGCGCUGGCAGGUGGGUUCAAAGGGGCUGAAUUUGUGCCAAAUUAA